AUGAACAAUGAAACCACAACACUGAUAUCCUUGAAGGAGGCAAUGAAAAGAGUAGACGACAAACUCCAAGCUUUAGAAGCACAAUUCAAAGAACUGGACUUCGCCAAGGAUAAUCUGACACAGAAAUUUGAAUAUCAUAGCCAGACUUUGGCAAGCCAGGCAGCCCAAGAAGAGAUGUGGAGAGCAGUUCUGGCCCUCAAGUUCACUUCAGUGGAACUGAAUAUUUUGUACAGCUAUGUCAUUGAAGUACUCAUCUGCUUACACACUUGUGUACUUGAGAAGCUGCCAGACCUGGUGAGAGGUCUUCCUACCUUAGCCUCUGUCCUGAGACGGAAAGUCAAGAACAAGCGCAUCGGAGUUGUGUGGGAGUCUGUCCUGGAGGAGUUUGGGCUGCAAGAAGGAGAUAUCAUAGCACUGUGUACCUUCUUUAUUGCACACGGUAACAAGGCAGAGCACUACCCUGCUAAAGUGAGACAGACGUCCAUCAGGGACGUCACUUUACUGAUCACUACCAUGGUGAAGAACCAGGCUCUGCAGGAUGGUUUGCUGAGGGCUGUUCAGGUAACUGAGAAGGGGAAAGCAGCCAGGGCCUCCAAAGAGCAAAAGUCAUCCCUAAAAGAGUUGAUACCAUCAGUUAAAAACUAA
Messenger RNA from Trichechus manatus latirostris (Florida manatee), 645 nucleotides. It is a transcript of the gene SMCO1, whose product is annotated as single-pass membrane protein with coiled-coil domains 1. Bases 1 to 645 code for a protein of 214 amino acids. The transcript is spliced from 3 exons. NCBI's taxonomy places the organism in Eukaryota, Metazoa, Chordata, Mammalia, Sirenia, Trichechidae. The record is from RefSeq and is a predicted model, not a curated record.